AUGCAUAUUACCAAAUUUUUUGCGGCUUUUCUUGCCUUGGCUGGCGGAUUUUACACUAGCUCAGCAGACGUUCCUAAAGUAAAUAAAGCAGGAUUGCAAGAAUUAUUGAGUGCUGAUGCCCUAUUUAUGACUAAAUUUUAUGCUCCUUGGUGUGGUCAUUGUAAAGCAUUGGCCCCCGAGUACGAAUCGGCUGCCGAAGAGUUAGAGAAAGACAAUAUCUCUAUGAUCGAGGUUGAUUGUACAGAGGAGGCUGAUCUUUGUAAUGAAUACAACAUCCGCGGUUAUCCUACCCUUACAGUAUUCAAAAACGGAGACGUCAGCAAUCAAUAUUCUGGUCCUCGUCGCCAUGAUGCUCUUGUUAAAUACAUGAAGAAGCAACUCCAACCUGUUGUCCAGAGUGUUACCAAGGAUAAUGUUGAGACUUUUACCGAAACCAGCGAAGACUUGGCCGUCAUUGCAUUCUUUGAUGAUGAAAAGCAUAACGCUACUUACACUGAUGUCGCUGACAACUUACAGGAUAGUUUCGCUUUUGCUGCUUCUUCUGAUAAGAACUUGGCCAAAUCUUUGGAAGUCCCUUUCCCCGGAAUCGUUGCCUUCACUAAGGAUCCAGCACAAGACACUAACAAGAUAGUCUACGAGGGCCAAUGGCAAAAGGGAGACAUUGCUGACUUUUUGGGCUUUUCCAGUAUCCCUUUGUUGGACGAAUUAAACCAAAUGACUUUUCAGAGAUAUCAUAGCAGCGGACUUCCCUUGGGUAUUAUUUUUUACAACAGUACCGAAUCUCGUGAUGAAUUAUACAACGUGUUUCAACCUAUUGCUAAGCAAUACCAAGACACCGUUCGUUUUGCCUUUUUGGAUGCUUUGCGCUAUGGUGCCGUUGCUAAGCAAAUGAACAUUGAGUCCAACUGGCCUGCUUUUGUUAUUACUCAUUUGGACAAGUUCCUCAAGUUCCCUUACCCUACUUCUGACUUGACUAGCAAGAAUAUGGAUAAGUUCGUCAAGGAAUAUUCUGAUGGAAAACUCCAACCUAAGAUUAAGAGUCAACCUGUCCCCGAAUCACAAGGCGAUUUGACUGUGGUCGUCGCCGAUAAUUAUAAUCAGGUAGUAAUGGACUCCACUAAGGAUGUUCUCGUUGAAUUUUACGCCCCCUGGUGUGGACAUUGCAAGAAUCUUGCUCCUACUUUUGAGUCUUUGGCUGAAGAAUAUGCCGACAACAAAAAUGUGGUAGUAGCUAAAGUUGACGCGACUGAGAAUGAUCUUGACGUUUCUAUUUCUGGUUUCCCUACUAUUAUGCUCUUUAAGGCUAACGAUAAGAAGAAUCCUCUCUUUUACGAAGGUAAUCGUAGCUUGGAUGACUUGUUAUCUUUUAUCGAAAAGCAUUCCUCUUUUAAGUCUACUUCUGAAACUAAAGCUGAAGACGCCAAUGAAACAAAAGAAACUUCUAAGGGGAGUGGAGAGGAAGAAGCAUACAAUGAGUUGUAA
Messenger RNA from Schizosaccharomyces osmophilus, 1482 nucleotides. RefSeq names its product ER protein disulfide isomerase (gene pdi1). NCBI's taxonomy places the organism in Eukaryota, Fungi, Ascomycota, Schizosaccharomycetes, Schizosaccharomycetales, Schizosaccharomycetaceae. The record is from RefSeq and is a predicted model, not a curated record. Gene Ontology annotation, cellular component: endoplasmic reticulum. Gene Ontology annotation, biological process: response to endoplasmic reticulum stress; protein folding. Gene Ontology annotation, molecular function: protein disulfide isomerase activity. The coding region runs from base 1 to 1482 and encodes 493 amino acids. The transcript has a single exon.